GUGACCUUUCACUUGUCACGUGGUUUAAAGACUUGUCAGGAUGGCGCGGAAUCUGUCACACCGCUCACAGGUGUAGCGCUCAGUUUUAUACCACUUUUAUUUAUGUUUUCCUCGGGCGAUACUAACAUUUUCAGUUAUGAGUGUGUUGCAGGUGAAGUUUGUUGGGGACGGAGAUGUGGUGGAGCACAUCGUGGACAAACAGGACGGUGUCCCAGGCAGCAGGGGCGCCGUCCAGAAGAUGGUGAAAUUUAAGAGCUCAGCCGGCCGACGAGUCAGAGAGGAUGACGAAGAUGACCUUGACGAAGAUGAACUUCUUGAUGAGCAAAAUUAUGUCCAAGCACUGGGAACAGACAACACACUCGACGGCGAGGAGAGUGUGUCUGCGGUGGCAGGAGCCUCCGUUUUUACCUUCCAGAAAAUCAAACGCGCCCACAGCAUGGCCCAGACAGCGAGUGAGCUGGCACGGACUCCCGGGAAAAACGUGACCUUUAGCGUGACCCCUGAGCUCGAGCCCUCCACUCCCACCCGGACAGGCCGCGGCCAUGGAAGUGAAAGCAGGACACCACAGAGGGGCAAGAAAGUGCAGUUUGUCUCCACAACGCCACACAGGCUCAGGAAGAGAAUGACAACCCCCAGCCUCCGGUCAGACAGCGACAGUGAGCUGUCACCCUCAGACUCUGAGGAAGAAGAGGAGGAAAAUGAGGAGGAGGGGCAGACAGUCAAGAAGGAGGACAAGGAAAACACAAAACACCUCAGAACUCCCAGUAAAAGCCAGUCCUCAGCGCUCUACAAAACUCCUGCCAAGAAGAGCAAGAACGCCCCAGAACCCCUCAACCAGCCGAGUCUGGUCGAGGAGUAUUUUGAGGCCCAUGGCAGUUCAAAGGUCUUGACGUCAGACCGCACCCUGGAGCGUUUACACACUCCUAAACUCGACAGGGAGACGUUGUUCCGGCUUUUAGAGGGAAAGUCAUCCGGCUACUCAUCGGAGAUCCAGCAGCUCCACAGCAAACACCAGAGACACUUCAGCAAAUGGAUGCUGCAGUUACAGUUGGGCUUCAGCGUGCUCGUCUACGGCUUGGGCAGCAAAAAGGCUCUGCUGGAGGACUUCCGAGUGUCUCACUUGUCUCAAGAAAUCCACCUGGUGGUCAAUGGAUUCUUCCCUUCCAUCACCCUCAAAUCCAUCUUGAAUGCUCUGACGUCCGAGGUUCUAGAUCACCAGGGAACUUUCCGGACGCCGUCAGACCAAAUCCAGUACAUCACCCAAACCCUCAAAGACAACCCUGAUCUGCACGUUUACCUGUUAAUCCAUAACAUUGACGGGCCGAUGCUCAGAGGAGAGAAGACCCAGAGUGCACUGGGGCAGCUGGCAUCCCUUCCCAACCUGCACUUGGUGGCUUCCAUUGACCACAUCAAUGCUCCGCUGGUGUGGGACCAGUGUAAGCAGAGCCAGUUUAACUGGCUGUGGUGGGAGUGUGUGACCUUCCAGCGCUACGCAGAGGAGACGUCGUACGAAAACUCCCUCCUGGUGCAGCAGACGGGGGCUCUCGCUCUGUCUUCCCUCACACACGUUCUGCGCAGCUUGACGACCAACGCAAGAGGGAUUUUCAAACUGCUGGUUCAGUUUCAGCUCGAAAACAAGGACAACCCUUCAUACACAGGGUUGUCGUUCCAAGACUUCUACCAGCGCUGUCGAGAGGCGUUCUUGGUGAACUCUGACCUCACGCUGAGGACGCAGCUCACAGAGUUCAGGGACCACAAACUGAUCCGCACACGCAAGGGUGCAGACGGAGUAGAGUACCUGAUGGUUCCCGUGGAAACGAGCACAUUGAUGGAUUUCCUGGAGAAGGAGGAGGGCGACUGAGAGCAGAGGACAUUAGACCGCCCAGAAACUUCCAACAGAGUUUUCAGUCCUGGUCCUCACGACACAGAGCUGCUGGUUUUCAUUCUUGCUGUGUAAUCAGGGACUGAUUCACACCUGAGAGCCCAGGUGACUUCCAGUUAACUUCCUGUCAGGACAGAAAACCAGCAGCGCUCCGGGACCAGGAUGGAGAACCACUGUUCAUGCCGACUUACAGCCUUCAGGCAUAAUGUAGCGAGGUGACUUUGCCCAUCAGAUUGAUAAUCUGGUUGGAUUUGUCACUUACACAAAAGAUCAUGCACACCAAGCUUUUGUACACACAUGAACAUGAACAUACAUUUUGAAACAUAUCACUGGUAAAGUGGCUCUAUGGCACCCACAUGGCACAAUGUGACAUUUACACCUCGUAUGACCAUGUCUGUGAACAAAAUUCACAUUAAAAACUUUAUGUAUUGCA
Messenger RNA from Myripristis murdjan (pinecone soldierfish), 2315 nucleotides. RefSeq names its product origin recognition complex, subunit 2 (gene orc2). Gene Ontology annotation, molecular function: DNA replication origin binding. The transcript is spliced from 17 exons. Gene Ontology annotation, biological process: DNA replication. Lineage: Eukaryota; Metazoa; Chordata; Actinopteri; Holocentriformes; Holocentridae. Gene Ontology annotation, cellular component: nuclear origin of replication recognition complex; nucleus. Bases 137 to 1861 code for a protein of 574 amino acids. The record is from RefSeq and is a predicted model, not a curated record.